GGUGGAAUGGCAUCCCACUCUUUUAGAUGUGCCUGCUCAGACUAAGUUUGAUUACACUGUGACUGACUUAAAUGGAGGACCUCGACCUCCCUCACCCUAUGAGGAGCAAUACAAAAAGACCACAUUCAAGGGUGGUGCAAUUGCAGGACAGCUGACAACAGUAGGGAUGCAGCAGAUGUUUGCCCUGGGGGAGAGGCUGAGGAGAAGCUAUGUGGAAGAAGCCAACUUUCUCUCACCAACAUUUAAGCCUGCUGAGGUCUUGAUCUGUUGUCAUUGUCACUGAUGAAGCAAGCUCUGAAAUCCUCUACCCCAAUUACCACAACUGCCAACGCCUGAAAUGCUUGAGCAGGCGUAAGUUGAAGAAUGCUCUGCAACAGCCAGGUAUCUCUGAUGACUUGAAAACAAUUAAGGAGAAGAUGGGUAUUGAUGGUGAUAAAUCUGUGGAUUUUUUUCUCCUCCUUGAUAACAUUCUUGCUGAGCAGGUGCACAAUUUGCCAAGCUGCCCCGUGCUGAAGAACUUUCAGCAGACAGUUGAGCGUCGAUCUGUUGACUCGCUGCUUUUCCUUCUGGAAGACGGUUCAAGAGAAGUUCUUCAGAUGAGUGUUGGUCUCCUUUUCCAUACCUUACAGAAGAACAUUACAGAAGCCGUAGAUUCCUCAUCACCAGCUGAAGAGGCCAGAAAGCUCAUUCUCUAUGCUUCUCAUGAUGUUACCCUCAUUCCUCUCCUGGUGGCACUGGGCACCUUUGAUCACAAGUGGCCACCUUAUGCUGCAGAUGUGACCCUGGAACUUUAUCAGCACCGGCAGUCCAAAGAAUGGUUUGUUUGCACGUCUUACCAUGGAGAGGAGCAAGUGGUGAAAGGAUGUAGAGCAGGUCUCUGCCCACUCGAAGAAUUUCUACAAGUUCUUUCACAGUACUCAGUCAGUCCAGAGGAGUACAGUAACCUUUGCUCACAAAUGGAGGGGAAUCAGCAAACUGAGUCCUGAUUAAGUUGUCUUAAAUUAAAAUUAGUUUAAGAUGGUGAAGAAAAAAAAAACCCAG
Molecule: messenger RNA, 1041 nt
Organism: Phaethon lepturus (White-tailed tropicbird)
Lineage: Eukaryota; Metazoa; Chordata; Aves; Phaethontiformes; Phaethontidae
Gene: ACP6
Product: acid phosphatase 6, lysophosphatidic
Exons: 9
Coding region: 417-986 (189 amino acids)
Biological process (GO): dephosphorylation
Molecular function (GO): phosphatase activity
Source: RefSeq, a predicted model, not a curated record